Molecule: messenger RNA, 3427 nt
Organism: Chiroxiphia lanceolata (lance-tailed manakin)
Lineage: Eukaryota; Metazoa; Chordata; Aves; Passeriformes; Pipridae
Gene: RAD54B
Product: RAD54 homolog B
Exons: 15
Coding region: 112-2829 (905 amino acids)
Biological process (GO): double-strand break repair via homologous recombination; reciprocal meiotic recombination
Cellular component (GO): nucleus
Molecular function (GO): ATP-dependent chromatin remodeler activity; ATP binding; DNA translocase activity
Source: RefSeq, a predicted model, not a curated record
UGCGUGGCGGGGCCGGUGGGGUUGCCGGGAGCCCGCGGCGGGACAAUUGAGCGGCGCUGAGGUGGCGGGACCGGCGGGGAAUGCGGUGACUGGAGAGCAGUACAGCUAAAGAUGAGGCGAUCUGCAGCUCCGAGUCAAGUCCUAGGAAAUGUAGCCAAAAAGCCAAAGUUUACACCACCAGGAAAAUGUAUUGCAGUUUAUCCCAAGAAUGCAACUAAGGAGAUGGACCAAGAAAUGACAUUAAAAGAGAGAGAUGAGAAAGAGGGAAGUGCUUCAUUGCUUUCUAAAAUAUGUGUCCAGAAUCAAAAUGAAAAUUUUACACAGUCUGUGGAGUCAACUGGAAAAGUAAAGACAAAAGCAAGUUUCAGCAUUGAUGGGUUCAAUUUGCCAACAUCAGGGACUGCAAAGGAAGAAGCAGCUCAGGAAGCACCCGACUGCCUUGCGAAAUAUUUCAGUGUUGUGUGGUGUAAGGCAUCAAAGAAAAAGCACAAAAAGUGGGAAGGAGAUGCUAUUCUUAUUACAAAAGGAAAGUCAGUAAUACUGAAAGAUAUGGAAGGCAAAGACAUUGGAAGAGGUACUGGAUAUAAAGCUAAAGAGCUAGACAGUCUUGAAGAAGGUCAAACACUGAUGGUUGGAGGAAAAGAAGUUGAAGUGAUGAGUGUAAUUUCAGCAGAUGACUUCAACAGUGGCAGGUGUUUUCAGGCUGGAAUAGGGACUCAUGACACAGUCCCAACUGCAUUAUCUCAAACUAAUAUGAAACCAUUCUGUAAACCAUUCAAAAAUGUCUGUCAACCCAGUAGUAAAGACAAUAUGCUCAAAGAUUCUCAAAGCUGCAAACCUCGCCACGAUCCAAACGCUUCAAAUUCUCUAGUUAUGCCACGACCAAAUGCAAGUCAUCAGUGGACGUUCAAUAAGGCUGGUUUACCAGUGGUGGAUGUAGUUGUAGAUCCUUACAUUGCAAAUAAUCUCCGACCACAUCAGAAAGAAGGAGUUAUAUUUCUGUAUGAAUGUAUAAUGGGAAUGAGAGUUAGUGGCAGAUUUGGAGCUAUUCUUGCUGAUGAAAUGGGCUUAGGAAAAACACUGCAAUGCGUUGCACUUGUCUGGACUCUUCUGCGUCAAGGGGCCUAUGGAUGCAAACCUGUACUAAAGCGGGCACUAAUUGUCACCCCUGGGAGUCUGGUAAAAAACUGGAAAAAAGAAUUUCAGAAAUGGUUGGGAAGUGAAAGGAUCAAAGUCUUUACAGUUGAUCAGGACCACAAAGCAGAAGAAUUCACUGGUUCUCCACUUUAUUCAGUUAUGAUAAUCAGUUAUGAGAUGGUAUUGCGAUCUUUGGAUCAAAUUCAGGCUGUAGAAUUUAACCUCCUAAUCUGUGAUGAAGGACAUCGUCUGAAAAAUAGCACUAUUAAGACAACUACAGCCCUCACCAGUCUGUCUUGUGAGAGGAGAAUUAUCCUUACUGGUACUCCAAUCCAAAAUGACUUGCAAGAAUUUUAUGCUUUAAUAGAGUUUGUUAAUCCAGGAAUACUCGGUUCUUUAUCCACAUAUAGGAAGAUAUAUGAGGAACCAAUUGUCAGAUCUAGAGAACCUUCAGCAACAAAGGAGGAAAAGGAAUUAGGAGAAAAAAGAGCAGCAGAACUGACACGCCUCACUGGACUCUUUAUUCUAAGGCGAACACAGGAGGUUAUUAACAAAUUUCUGCCCCCCAAAAAGGAGAGCAUAAUCUUCUGCCGACCAACAGCACUGCAGCUUGAAUUGUAUCGAAAACUGCUUAGUUCUCGAGUUAUUACAUCCUGUUUACAAGGCAGGCUAGAAAACAGUCCUCACCUAAUAUGUAUAGGAGCACUGAAAAAACUUUGCAAUCAUCCAUGUCUUCUGCUUAAAGCUAUAAAGGAAAAAAGCUGUGAUCCUACGUCUGAGGAACACGAUGAGUCCAGCCUCUACGAAGGUGUAAUAGAUGUCUUCCCACAAGAUUAUACUCCACACACUUUCUCUGAAACUGAUUCAGGAAAAUUGCAGGUGCUGGUGAAGUUGUUAGCUGCAAUCCGUGAGCUCAACUCCUCUGAAAGAGUCGUACUGGUAUCCAAUUACACUCAGACAUUAAACGUAUUACAAGAGACGUGCAAACGCUAUGGAUACUCUUAUACCAGACUUGAUGGAAAUACUCCUGUCUCCCAGAGACAACAAAUUGUUGAUACUUUUAAUAGUAAAUUCAGUCCAGCUUUUAUCUUUUUGCUGAGUUCAAAGGCUGGUGGAGUAGGACUGAAUCUGGUUGGAGCAUCUCAUUUGAUCCUAUAUGAUAUCGACUGGAAUCCAGCUACGGAUAUUCAGGCUAUGGCUAGAGUGUGGAGAGAUGGCCAGAAACAUACUGUACAUAUCUACAGGCUGCUAACCACAGGCUCAAUAGAAGAAAAGAUUUAUCAAAGACAGAUUAGCAAACAAGACCUUUCCGGGGCAGUUGUAGACCUUUCCAAGACGUCUGAACACAUCCAUUUUUCCACUGAGGAGCUUAAAAAUCUCUUUACUCUUCAUGAAGAUUCCAGCUGUGUAACCCAUGAUUUGCUUGAGUGUGACUGUGACUGUAUGGGAAAGAUUGACCAUCAGAAUACUUCCUCAGAAAAGCCUUCUGUAUCUAGAAGUUGCCAGCUUGGACAAAACCAUGGGAAGACUAAUUCAAAGAAACCACUCUCCAUGUCACAGUUGAUGCAGUGGAAACAUUUCGCUGGGCAACGUCAGACUCUUGCUGAUCCUUUCCUUGAAAGGAUAAAGGAGAAUGUUUCUUUCAUUUUCCAGAAUGUAACCAAUUCAACUUCCCCACCUAAUAAAACUUAAGUGCCUUUCCCUGCCACUUGCAUCGUUCUGGUCAUGGGCCAAGUAAACAACUGAUGUGCAGUUACCUUUUGUUCUUUUUACCUAGUUUUGUGUGUUUCUGAUGAAGUUUCUGAGUAAAUGUGAUUCCUAGUGUUUAUACAAAGUUACAGUUACAUAAUUGCUGUAAUUAUAAUACAGAUUUUUAAAGCUAACUUUGCUUUCCAGUCUUUUGUUCCUUUGAUUAAAAAAUUAGUAAGACUGUUUUUAUGCACAUUCCUACUGUAAGUCUACUUUGGUUUAUAGUUUCCAUUUGAUCAUGAUGAUUUACUGCUUGUAAAGCUGGCAACUCUUCAGCCAAAUUUUACAAGAUUAGGCAAUGCUAUAUACAGGUAUAUGCUGUUAACAAGAUUCUGUUUGGAUUUCUGUUAUGGCAGUGAAAAAUUAUGUAUCUCUAUAAGUGCGGCUUUAUAACAAGGUAGAUAUUUUUUCACUCAAAUUUACAACUUAAUGAAAUUCAGAGCAAUAGUCACUAAAGUCCAAAAAUCUGAGGCCACAGAUUGAUACUGUGUCAAAAUAUUCUGAAAUUCUACUAUUGCUUUUACUUGGGAAAAUAAACUUU